This is a messenger RNA of Linum tenue, 1899 nucleotides long. The record is from the annotation of a GenBank genome assembly. Lineage: Eukaryota; Viridiplantae; Streptophyta; Magnoliopsida; Malpighiales; Linaceae.
CACCCUCCUAUCUAUAAUCCCUAAAUCAUCAUCAUCAUGAGAUCAACAACAACAACAACAACAAAAAAUGGUGGAGCGUUAGAGUGGAACUUCUACGCGAUCCCUCGUCUCUCCCCCUUUCCCUACCAUUAUCCCUCUCCACUCUUGAUUCCUUUCCCCCCACCCACCCCACUCCUCCGCCGCCCUCUCUCUCUCUCUCCGCCACCGCUUCCGCCGGCAAAGAAACCCAAUAAUAGCUUAGCUCCACCCACCCCACCCUCCUCAAACUUUCUAGAUCCGCCCAAUUCUCUCUCGAGUCAUGGGCAACAUCAGCAGCAGCGGCGUGAACGGCCGGCGGAGGCACGGUAGCCGCCGGAGCCACCCUCCCCCACAGCCGCCUCCUCCAGCCACGCCGCAGCCGGAGAUCAGCGCCAACCGAUACGUAUUCGCCGCCGCCACGCCUUACCCACCCUCGCCGAAUCCGAACGCUCCACCGCCUCCACCUCCUCACCCUCACCCUCCUCCUCCUCCUCCCUCGUACUACCACCAGUACCCGGGCUACUACCCGCCGCCACCUCCUGCCAUGCCCCUCCCGCUGCCGGCGCCGUACGAUCACCACCACCGCCCCGACCACGCCCACUGGGUCGGCGGGAGGUACCCCUGCGGGCCCAUGGUGCAGCCCCCGGCGCCUUAUGUCGAGCACCAGAAGGCGGUCACGAUUCGAAACGACGUCAAUUUGAAGAAGGAAACGCUGAAGCUGGAGCCCGAUGAGGAGAAUCCAGGGAUGUCUCUGGUUACCUUCACUUUCGAUGCUACUGUUGCUGGAAGCAUCACCAUUAUAUUCUUUGCAAAGGAAGGUGAUAACUGUGUCCUGACACCAACAAAGGAAGAUCUUUUCCCAUCGGUGACAGUUAGUUUCCAGCAUGGUCUGGGGCAAAAGUUCCGGCAGCCAUCUGGAACAGGGAUCGACUUCUCAAAGUUUGAGGAACGGGAGCUGCGCAAGGUGGAAGGUGAAAUGGACAUUUAUCCGCUUGUGGUGAAGGCAGAGGCAAUGCCCGCCAGCCAGAGUGGGCCAGAUGGGAAUCAAACGCCUGGGAUCUCUAAUUCUCAGAUAACUCAGGCGGUGUUUGAGAAGGAGAAAGGCGAGUACCAAGUCAGGGUAGUGAAGCAGAUUCUGUGGGUGAACGGGAUGCGUUAUGAGCUGCAGGAGAUAUACGGGAUUGGAAACACAGUUGAUGGUGAUGCCGAUGCAAAUGACCCUGGUAAAGAAUGUGUCAUUUGCCUCUCGGAACCACGUGAUACUACUGUUCUUCCUUGCCGACACAUGUGCAUGUGCAGCGGUUGUGCGAAGGUGUUGAGGUUCCAAACGAAUCGUUGCCCGAUCUGUAGACAACCAGUCGAGCGGCUUUUAGAGAUUAAGGUUAAUAAUGGCACAGAUGAAUAGGUGCCUGCCCAAAGCAAGGAAGCAGCAGUAGCUGCUGAAGUGUUUUUAUCUGUUUGUUGUAUAGUAUUACGGUAUUGUUUUCGCUUCUCCAGGUCAAGGGCAUAAUUUUCUGUGUUUCGGGUGUGUUUUGGUUUGCUGGCAUUCUAAUAAGAGAAGAUUGAUUGAGAGACCAAGUAUUAAGCAAUUGGCAUUUGGAUCUGAAAUAUGUUAAGCCAGUAAUGGCUUCUACAUAGCAGUUGGGUGUAGCUUAGUUACAACUUACAAGUUUGUUUGGCACUUUGGCCAGGAAACACACCCUUACGCAGAGUCUGGUUUACCUUAUAUGCGGGUGUAGGACCUAGGAAUGGUAAUGUGCAGGUGGGGCGGGUUUUUUUAUACAAAGACCCGCCCCGUGGUAGGGUGGGUAAUUUAUUACGGGUCGCUAGUCGGGGUAGGUCGAUACAAUGAGUAUGCAAUUUAUAUGAAAUUUCAAGUAA